Nezara viridula (southern green stink bug) is the source of this 438-nucleotide messenger RNA. The record is from the annotation of a GenBank genome assembly. Lineage: Eukaryota; Metazoa; Arthropoda; Insecta; Hemiptera; Pentatomidae.
AUGCUAAGUGUUAAAGAAAUAUGCGCUUGCGCGGGGUGGGGAUGCUCUAAGACGGUUUCAGUCGCGCAGCUGAAACGCCGCAACAGGUCCCGAUGUUUAGAGCCGAAGGGGCAUGAAGGAAUGCCCCAAAAGAAUAAGCCGCACUUGGCCGUACGCCAUCUACACGACCCCCUGACAGCCUGCCUCGAUGCCGAUGGGACCUACAUAUGCACAGCCUACAAUUCCCGCUGCUACAUUAUACAAAAGGUGAGGGGCCUAGCAGUGGUCACGAUUCACCCCCCGAGCUGUCCUAUCCGAUCUGCAUACUUCCCUUUACCCAAGGUUCGGCCUUUAAAAGUCGUAUUUAACGAUUUUCGGCCCACCCUGUACAGAACACCCACGCUUUUCCUUUAUCUAGGCCCAAUGCCUAGUCACAUAUGGACUCAAUGCAACAGAUAG